UGUCUCAUGAUUGAUUGGUUGCUCUUUGUCAAUACUGUCUCCUCGCUGUCCACCAGUCUAGUAAUCACAAGAGCAGUGGGUGGACGGUGACAGGCAACAGGACAGUGAUGCAAAUAAAAAAACAGCUCGGAAAAAGCAGUGCGCCGUUCAAGUUUUAUCCUUAUAUGGCUGAUUUACACUAGAGGGGUAUUAAGGCAAUGAUCCAUGUAGCUCAUUUGGCGUGCUAGCCUGAGCGAUCAUGUGAUUACAGUCUUGUCUCGGAUUGACACGAGGCCACUGUCACAUGUCAGUCAGGAGGAGGGUCACAUGAUGGAGGGACACAAAUACUGAUUCUUGGAACAAACAAGCCAAUUUCUGCGACUCGUUUUCAAAAUUGAAUCAGGCGCAUUCUGAUGCGUAAGCAUAAAUGUGUCUGGGAUGGUGAGAGCAAUGCGCCGGUGAGGUUUGGAUUUGAGUGUCAGAUACUCAGGGCUCGGCUGAACUGAAGCUGAAGAUAUGAUAAACAAAUCCACAAGUCAGGUGACGUAUCGAGUUGUUCAGGUGACUGACCAGCACCUCGACGGAAGAGACGAUGGGGGCGGAGCAGUGAGCGUUGUUUCAACUUCUGCCUUUGCUGGCGCUCCUCAGGCUGUUGCUCAGGCUGUGAUCCAAAACCCUUUCAGUAAUGGAGGAAGCCCAGCAGGAGAGGCGGUGGGUGGGGAGACGCGCUUCGCUUACUUCCCGGCGGCCGCGGUGAGCGAUGGGACUGUGUCUGUGCAGGCUGCCGCGGACCCCACACUCACACAGGCAGGGGCCACAGGUCAGUUUUACGUGAUGAUGACCCCACCCGAUGUCAUUCAGACAGGAGCGCAGCGAACCAUCGCCCCACGCACGCAGUCCUUCCCUGCAGGUGAAAACGAGCUGCUGCAACACGAAGGUUUAAACUGGAAAAUGGACGGGCCACGAACACCGAGAGAUGAAAGGAGGAGAGCGCAACAUAAUGAAGUCGAGAGGCGGCGGAGAGACAAGAUCAACAACUGGAUAGUCACCCUUUCCAAGAUCAUCCCAGACUGUAACAUUGACAGCACCAAGACUGGAGCAAGCAAAGGGGGCAUCCUGUCCAAAGCGUGUGACUACAUCCGUGACCUGAGGCAGAGCAACCAGCGACUGCAGGAGAGUCUGAAGGAAGUGGAGAGGAUACAAGUGGACAACGAGCUGUGCAGGCAGCAGAUUGAAGAGCUGAAGAACGAGAAUGCUCUGCUCCGAGCACAGCUCCAGCAGCACGGCAUCGAAAUGGUCGGAGAGACGUCGCCGCAGUGAAGGAAAGAGCGACGCAAAGAGCCGGGGACGAGAACUGCCGCCACACGGACGCGCUGCUGUCGGGGCGGCGGACGAGGCGAUGAGGAAAAAAAACAAGGACUUGUGAAGAAUCACCUUCUUUUCAGUGAAAGCGUCCUUCCCCCAACCCCCAACCCCCGGGGUUGCAAACCCUUCAUCGGCCAAUCGUGGCCGUACUUGACUGUUCUGAUCAUGUUGAGAUGUCGACCCGCAACGACUCAGUAGUAAAUGUGCUCCGAGAGAAGACGCUCGCUCGCCACCAUCAGAGUGAGAACCUCUGCUGAACUCCUCUCCCUUGUUUUGUAUUUAUGUAGCCUCACUCACGGACUAUGAUGUUUGCCAUUUAAUUUUGUCAGUGUAUUCCCCCUCCCCCAAGUUAUUACUUUUUGAAUUAGUUUAUGCUUUUAUUCCGUUUGUUUUUCAGUUGUGUAUUAAUAUGUUGUUUUUAGCUGCUUUAAUUUAUUAGUCCGCAUGCUGACAGAAGCCUUCAGUUACACUGAAGCUCGUGCACCCCCAGAGAAGCAGAUUGGAUUUUUUUUUUUGUGAAAAAAGAACCCCACAUGUUAUGAUUCUGCAGAUGGAAAUUAUGUGACACAUAACUCACCUAGACCCAAAGACAAACGAGGAGCUCAAGUAUGCUGGCCUUUGCUUUCGGGCUAAUUCAUGUAAAUAUGACUUUAUCAUGUUUUAAUACAGAUGUUACAGAAUGUCAGAGCAGAUAAUCUCGGGGAGUAAACAAUCAAUAACUCAUUAACUUCACGCUGGCCCUUUGUCAUAAUAAUCUGUGUGUGUGCAAUCUCAAGGCUUGAUUUGAGAAAAGAAAGUGUUUGUGGUUUAAUUGAAUUGUUGGGCAUUUGCUUGACCAGGAAAAUAACAGAACACGAAACAGUUCAUCAAAAAUCGCUCGUGAGGAUCCAACCGAUUUUUAAAAAAAAACCGCAUUAUUAAUUACAAACAGAGCAUGCAGACGAUCGACGAGUGCAGUGCAGAGUUCAACUUUUGCUAACCUAUAUACACAAACAAAUGUAGGUACUGCGGUUUUCUUUUUCAUCUAUUGUUCCAUGUGAUUUUACUGGUGUCUCAGUACCUGUAAAAAAUAACCCCCACGUUUCAUUUUCAAGCCGUUUGCUCUAUUUUGGUAUCGCGGCGCUUAAAAUGCUCAAUGCACAAGGGGAGAGAGCGGCACCCUGGAGAGCAGCACUCAGAAGACUCUCUGCUCACCGCUGAAACAGAGCACGCAGAAAUUCUGUGUCGCACAGCUCGAAAAAAAUACGGAAUAGCUGGAAAGUGGGGAAACUCGGGGAGUUUGAUUUCACAUCCUUUUCUCCACCCACUCAGGCGAACAGUAUGUAAGACUGUAAUUGGCUGUACGAGCAGCAAGAGCCAAUAUUAACAUUGUUGAUGAUUUUGUGAACCAAUAUACAUGACGUGCUGUCGCUCCGCUGUGGGCGACGCGGAGGGGAGAUGUCGAGCUUUUUCGGAGCCACUUAGCAGAGCACAAUCGCUUCUCCCUGUACCAACCACUUAGGAUGCAGCAAAACAAAAGCAACACUCGAGACUGCUGGCAAAAAAAACAAAAAACGGGCACACACGUCACAUUUUUAAUAUCUCUUACUUCUGUCAAUUUUACAGCUUGUGCUUUGGAAAUAGCUGUUCUGCUACUACCGCUAGAUUCAAACCCGAUACGGCUAGUGUCUGAUCUGUCAAACGUGGCUCCUCGCCAGAGUUGAAUGAUGGAUAUUUUGCAGUAUUUUUUUUCUUUUUUUCUUUUUUUUUUUUUACAUCUCAGAGAGAGAGAAUUGGAGAAUGUGAAGACAUCUGUAAUGCUUUGGAAGAAAUGUUCACAAAUGAAAGGUCAUUCGUGGCUGAAUUUUUUUCUCUCUCUCUGUCCUCCUUUCCUCUUUUGAAAUGGCAAAAGAACAGGAAUAAACAACUCCUCUGUCUGUAGCAGCCUCACUCUUCUCAGGUUAGAAAAAAAGUACGUCAUCUUUUACAGUCAGAUGGAAAAUAAAUACUUUCGCUAGCUAAUAACCUUGA
Messenger RNA from Scophthalmus maximus (turbot), 3354 nucleotides. Its product is annotated as upstream stimulatory factor 2. Gene Ontology annotation, biological process: regulation of transcription by RNA polymerase II. NCBI's taxonomy places the organism in Eukaryota, Metazoa, Chordata, Actinopteri, Pleuronectiformes, Scophthalmidae. The transcript has 9 exons. The record is from RefSeq and is a predicted model, not a curated record. The coding region runs from base 496 to 1299 and encodes 267 amino acids. Gene Ontology annotation, molecular function: RNA polymerase II cis-regulatory region sequence-specific DNA binding; protein dimerization activity; DNA-binding transcription factor activity, RNA polymerase II-specific.